GAAACAGGAAGUAUCGUUCACUGUUCGUGGGAAGAAGAUUGAACACUACUCUUGCAGUCAGAGCUUAAAAAGGCUUCACUUGGCAGCGAGAUGAAGAAGCAAGGGGAGAGCCGGUGCACUCAGAAGACCAUCUCAUUGCUGAGCCCCCUGGGGACGAUCCAAGUCAGAGGAUGUGAGAAUGGUGUGCACACCAUCCAGAUCCUAAUGGAUGUCGCACCUGCUGAAAGGAGCAGCGAGGCCCCCCUGAGCUGUGUGGUCACCGAUAGCCCGGCAGAAACGAGCCCCGAGAUGCAGCGCUGCGUAGAAUGGCUCCAGGCGUACUUCACCGAGCCGCAGACCGCUGGGAGUCUCCCGCUCCCUGCCUUUCACCACCCCGCCCUGCAAGGAGACGCCUUCACCAGCCGCGUGCUGAAGGUUCUUCUGAGUGACGUGAAGUUUGGAGAGACGGUCUCGUAUAAACGCCUCGCUGAGAUGGCGGGAAACCCCAGAGCGGUGCGGGCGGUGGGAGGGGCCAUGAGGAGGAAUCCGGUUCCUCUCCUCAUUCCUUGUCACAGAGUCAUUUCCAGCUCUGGACAGAGUGGGCCGUACAUGAGCGGCAGGGGCGACCACCUCAAACAAUGGCUGCUCACCCAUGAGAGGCAGAGAGGGGAAGGCUGAAGCAUGACAGAGCCCGACUGUCCUUCAUUCAGAGCACACACACACAAUCCCUUUUUUAUUUAAGAACACAAAACAAGGCUAUAAAGUUAGGCAUCUUGGCACAUACUGUGGAACAACUGGAAUUACUUGGAAGUAGUCACUAUAGUGCUUUCUUUUUUUUUUUAUCUAAGAAUAGAGAUACUGCAUCGUUAAUGCGAUACAGAAUUGUUGCAGAAUUAGAUUGUAGCAAAAAUAACUUAAACAGAGAACAGUAGGAAUUACAAACAUAUGCUCCCGUGGGUCCUCGUUGCGUUUGCCAGAUAGUGCUGGAAUGGUUUUUCUAAAGCAUUAUUAUUCCCUUAAAAAUAUGUCUCAUGCAUUGUUGUUGUUGUUGUUGUUGUUUUCCUUAGCAGAAUUAGUCUUUGUACCUCUCGUUGGUUUUUUAAUUUCCUGCCAAGUGAAUGCUUUGUUCAACAUCCAGUGAUAAAGGCUCUGAAUUUUAUGGCUACAAAGCUUUGUAGUGAAGCAUUUGUUUAGUCUUCGUUUAGAUCUCAUUGUUUGUUCUCGCCUUAUAAUCCACCUAGAGUGGAGAUGUCUUACGUUGUGUAUACUGUACUCUCCUUACGUUUAUAAGUGUUGAAAUAAAUGCAUUUCAA
This is a messenger RNA of Cyprinodon variegatus (sheepshead minnow), 1292 nucleotides long. RefSeq names its product O-6-methylguanine-DNA methyltransferase (gene mgmt). Gene Ontology annotation, cellular component: nucleus. The transcript is spliced from 5 exons. Gene Ontology annotation, biological process: DNA repair. NCBI's taxonomy places the organism in Eukaryota, Metazoa, Chordata, Actinopteri, Cyprinodontiformes, Cyprinodontidae. The coding region runs from base 91 to 657 and encodes 188 amino acids. Gene Ontology annotation, molecular function: methylated-DNA-[protein]-cysteine S-methyltransferase activity. The record is from RefSeq and is a predicted model, not a curated record.